Messenger RNA from Brassica napus (rape), 2859 nucleotides. Its product is annotated as meiosis-specific protein ASY2-like. The coding region runs from base 1 to 2859 and encodes 952 amino acids. The transcript is spliced from 5 exons. Lineage: Eukaryota; Viridiplantae; Streptophyta; Magnoliopsida; Brassicales; Brassicaceae. The record is from RefSeq and is a predicted model, not a curated record.
AUGUCGUCGGCUCGGGGGUUAUCGAGGCAGCAAAAAGGGAAAUCGGUUGCGGCGGCAUCAGCUCCGGCAAGGGGUUCUGGCGGAGGUUGUAUCGGGGGCCUCGAGUCGACUCAUCACGAGGCGAUGAUGGAUACGGUUGAUUUGUCUCGCUCCCAGAGACUUCUGAUCGCAGAUGCCACACGGCUUGCGAGGGAAGGGAGCGAGAACGUCGUCGUGAGGGACGCGACGGAGUGUGCGAGAGACGGGCAGAGCGAGGCGGUGCCCGUCGAUUCGAUUACCUUGAGAGCUCGCGCAGUGGAGGGCGAUCCUUCAGAAGAUGACGACUCUGAAGCCGAGUUGUUUCCGACGACCUUCUAUCCCGAAGGGAUUUUCGAAGAGCUUCCACGACUACAUCCCGACUUAUUGCGCCCUGCUUUCGUGGCUGGUCAAGAUUGGGACGGUGUGGAGGAGACUAAGUCGACCCUGAGAAGCGUGAAGAGGGUUCUUCGGGCCCAGAACGCCACAGGCGUGACUUUCCUCAUUCCUACGAAGGAGCAAAGACCUUGGUCUCCUCCGAUCGGGUACCAAACAGUUUACGAAUCUUAUUUCCAGGAGGACACUCGCUGUUGGUUCCCAAUCCCGCGACUGAUCACCGCGUACGCUAGGCGGCAAGAUCUCGCGAUUAGUCAGUUACUGAACGGCUCGCUGCGACUAGCCGUCACUCUAUCAGUUCUGGCGGAGGAGAUCGACAUGCCGAUGAGCGUCAGGUCGUUCCAGGAGAUGACCUCGAUAACCGAUAUGAAGGACGGAACCUACUCGGUAAAGAUGCGACCAAACUGCAACGUGUGCGCCGGUCAUCCAAACAAAACGCAGAAUUGGCAGCGCUCCUACUUCUUCAUUAAGUCCGACGACUCGGCUUUCGAGGAGCCUCCUCGAGAGGACUAUCGGGUCCUAUGGAACCGUUCUUGUGUUGGCCAUCCCACUUCUCCAGUCUAUCCUGAGGACUUCCUAAAGAGCGUUCGAGCCGUCGCUUUGCUUCGGAUCUACCUAUGGUCCGAGAUUACCGUUGAGAAGAUUCGCGAGCUUAAGGAUCGGAUCGCUCGAAGAGAGUGGAGAUCUGACCUUCCGACCGUUCUUCCUAUUCGCACCAAGCGACUAGAUAUCUUCCCGAAGGACAUCCAGAAGCAAAUUUAUGAAGCAAAGAGGAUGGGAACUCUUCCCGAUUUGAGCGCGAUGUUUGCCGCCCAGCUGGGACUGGCUAGCGAGGAAGGACCCUCAGCUACGGUUCCUCGCACGGUUUCCCCUUCUGGCACUAGAAGCGCGGGGAAGGGUAAGAAAAGGAAGAGGGGUGGCUCGGGAGUCGAGGGGAGCGCCGAGGAGGCGAGCGACGUUCCUCCUUCCGGCGAACCCCAGAAGAAAAAGAAGAAGAAGAAGAGGAGGACGAAGAGGCCUGUUGACGAGCAGUCGGAGAAUCCCGAGGAGCCGACUGAGAUUGAGGAGGAGGAGGCUCCUGAGGCUGAAAUCUUGGGAGAACGGGACGACGCGGCGGAAGCUGGUGAAGGGGAGGAAUCUGAAAUUCCUCUUAACGUCGCCCGUCCGGACGGUUCCGAAGAUGACAGCGGGGAGUCGCCGCUUUUGAUCAGGAGACGCAACGACGAGGUCGGCGAUGAGGGGCGAUCUCCUAUUCUGGCGUCUUCUCGCGAGGGAACUCCGGUUCCCAUUGGGGAAGGGGUCGCUCAGAUCGGCACUUCUUCUCGCGGCUCCGCUAUCUUGAGGAGGGUGCCCGGAGUCAACUUUCCAGACAAGGUUUCGUUUCACUACGAGGGACCGGCCCCUCUAGCGUACGUCCCCGAGAAGUGUGGAGAGUUCCUUCGCCAAUUAAGGGGGAGGGCGAAACCUUUGCCUGCUGUGAAGGACCUCAUUUUUGGGGGUGAAUACGAGGAAGCCGCGAGGGCCAAGCUGCUGGGGGAUAGUGCGACGAACGUUGUGAUCGAUAAGUACGACACCGCCCUGAAGGGAGCUUUGGGCGAACUCGAGCUGGCUACGAAGGAGCACGCGGCGAAAGAGGAAGCUUCUGCUCGCCAGCUGAAUGCAUUGAGGGCUGACGUCGAGAGGCUUAACGGGAUGGUUGCUCGCAUCAUCGCUCGGAGAGAUGAGCUCAAAGCCGAGUUGGAGAUAUCUCGGGGAGUUGUUUGUGAGCUCGAGCGGGAGAACGCCGAACUUGAGGGCGAGAAGGUUUCGCUCGUUGAGUCUCAUGAAAGAGAGAUGAGGCGCCUCAGGGAUUCCAGGAUCCUUGAAGUGACGAGGGAAAGAGGAAGAGUCGAGGCCGAGAUGGCCGCAAAAGCUAAUCGUCGCUUCGCUAGGAUUCGCUCCCGAGAAGAGCGACGAGGUCCUUAUGAGGAGGCCCGGUUGCUUCACAGCCAAGCCUUCGGAACCAGGAAAUGCCUCGAGGCUUUGAGGAGGGCUGGGAGCGACAUCUCGCAAGCUACUAUCGAGAUAUUCGCCGAGCAAGAGAAGAAAUACGACGAGGAAGCCGAGAAGCUUAGGGUGGGCGAGAUACCCGAGGAAGAUCUCACACUUUCUCCUCUCGUAUUGAACUCUCAGUUUGUGGAUGCUCGAAUCUUGGCGAGUCUCGAUCCAUAUGGGUCCAACGCCGGCUUGAUCGAUCCAGAGACUGCAGCGAGUCUUCACGUUCCGCCUACUCAUCCAACUGAAGAACGGCGCGAAGACCCAGCGCCUCUUCUUGAAGGUCCUUUGGCUGAUCCAGAGGUCGUCCCGAGACCAGACGAAGCGCAUGUUUCUCCGGCUGCUCGUGAGUCGAGCGUCAGGGCUUCGGAGCUCUCCGUCCUCAACGAACGCGAGAGUGAUCGGGAAGCUUAG